CCGAAGUACUUAAGAUUAUUUUCUAAUGUUUCUUGAACAUUGGUUAAAAAUAACUCAAACGCCCUAGUUAUGUUUUAAUGCAACCAAACAUAAACACGUCUACACACGACUGUGCUGUUGGCCCUGUUUCAUUUAGUCAAGGCCGCACACGGCGCUCAGUGGGAUACACAGACACACGAUAAAGAGAGGGAAAUACGUCGGAUUAAGGACAGUUACUCUUUAGUGUAAGAAAAAUAGGAAAACCUUAAGUGAUUUUAAUUAUUUUUCUUUCAACAAAUGGCACACGCGAUUUUCGCCGACCGCAGUUGGACGUUGGUCGAUUUACCGUCAUGCGUGCGCUACUAUAAUUGUGGUGAAAAUAAUUUUUUUUUUUAUGAUUUUAUGUUGUUGCAAUUUUGAGUAUUUUUCUAUAAUUUCUAAUGAACAUUGAAAACAGUCCUUAAUAAUGACCGAUAAACCUCGGGUGGUGUCUGCUUGCAUGAAACGAAUUAUUCGAGCUAAUGGACGAACACAAAAACCUUUAAUUUCAGGAUCAUUAACGGCUACGUUAGGAGACGAUUUAGCUUACAAAAGUGGCUCUUUUGACGGACGUUGCAUUGCUGAAGUACGAGGGGGGCAUUUGUUGAUACGAUGGAACGGUCCAGCCGGAUAUUGCUGGAAGCUUCUUUUAAGACAUUUAAAUAUUACGCCUUGCGAACAUGAUAAUUACGGUUUUCAACUAAUUAGGCCCGAUACCAAAACUCCUAUUGUUUCAAUUAUAACAGAUAAUGAAACUGAUUAUCAUCAUUGGACAACUACAAUAGCUGGACAAUUAUUAAGUCAAACACCAUUAGAAAAUAUCAAAUAUUUAGAUAUAUUGGGUAUAGUUAAAGAUGAACCACCAUAUCGUAGACAUUCAUCUAUUGAUGCACCAACAAGAAUUUUAUCAAAACAAAAAAAAACUAGUUUAGAUAUGCAAGAAGUAAAUAACAAUAGUAUACUGCCACUAUUUAGCUCACGUAUGUUUAAAAAAAAUGUGUCCAAUCUACCAGACUUGAUAAGGGAAUGUGAAAGAUCUCGUGGUUCUCAUUUGGAUGAGUUCUAUAAUUAUGUUCCAGUAAAACAAAAACGUAUGAUGUUUGAAAGUUCUCUUAGGUGUACAUCUCAAAGUGUAAAUGAUUUGCACUAUAUACCUAUUAGUCACCAUAAUAAUACAAAGUCUAAAUCACUUAAUAACCUAAAUCAGAGUUCAGUACCUGUGAAAGAUAUAUGUAGAUAUUUUGAGAGUAAAUUUAAUGUUAAUGAGAAAAGUUCAAUGCAGUUUAGAUCACUACAUUAGAUAUCGUGAUUUAUAAUGUGAUUUUGAAAAAAAAGAAAUGAAGUGUAAUUUAAGUCAUUAAAGAAAAUUGUUCCAAAGAUUAUAGAAUAAUACAGUAUUAUUUUGUUAAAUGUAUAAUCUUUAGUCAUAAUAAAUAAAUUAGAUGUAAAAUAAAUGAAAUUUUUUUUUC
Messenger RNA from Daktulosphaira vitifoliae (grape phylloxera), 1487 nucleotides. RefSeq lists its product as uncharacterized. Lineage: Eukaryota; Metazoa; Arthropoda; Insecta; Hemiptera; Phylloxeridae. The transcript has 3 exons. Bases 446 to 1318 code for a protein of 290 amino acids. The record is from RefSeq and is a predicted model, not a curated record.